AUGCAAAUACCUAAAUACCUGGCCCUGGCCUUGAUAGUAGAGACAAAUUUGGUGCAAUGUGGACUCAUACCACUUCUUACGCCAGAUUUCCUAGGGGAUGAAGCAGAAGAUACCUUUACUGACCCAGAUUCGAUAGAUGUGAAAGGUGGGGCAGAUUUAGAUCCAACAGUGUUUUUAGAAAAGAGAGCACAGCCUUUUGACAGCGAAAGAUAUGUAUUCCCCCCUUCAAGAUCAAUUGAUAGAUUUCUAGGUCGUCGACAUCCUACCACACUAGAUUUGAUAUCAGACACCUCGGUCAUUUCCACAGCAACGGUUUUACCAGUCAAAGCUACAGGAGGAGGAUUACCACCGGGACGGCCAGAGAAGGAGUCGAUACAGGAGGAGCCGUCGCCGGUCGAGGUGUUGCUAACACCAACUGAAGAUGUCAAUAACCCUGCAAUAGCUCCUUCAUCGACCGAGGGAGAACCGCCUGCACAAACAUCUAUGCCUAUGUUCUCGGCGAUUGAUAAUCUCAAUAUGGUUGGCCGUAUUGCAGGAGAUUCAAUGCCUGAUAUUGGUCUGGUAAGUAUUGAGGAUGAUAAUGUUAAUAUGUUAGUCACGACAAGUCCAGUUCCGGCGUUAGGCGGUGGUUUACCAGCUCUGGCCCCAUCCACUUUUAUGAUGGCCGACGUACAAGCUGCGGUAACUUCAUCCACGGACCUAAAUAUCGAGUCGAUUAUAACUGAGAGGAUAACUGUGACGGUAACAGCGAUAUCGACGGUGACCAUUACUUCGCUACCCGAUUCCUCUUUCAGCAUCACUGAAGAAGACACCACAGUGAUGGUAACGUCAACUAUAUCAACAACAAUCACUAUCACUUUAGUACCUGAUGUAACCUCGUUGGAGAUCACUACGGAUAGCCCCGCUGGAUUUAGCACUGAAGAACUGAGCAGUAAUACCGAUAUUCUUCUCCCUUCUUCGAUGGAAUCAUCUACUCCAGUCUCAAUGCUGCCUGAGACAAGCAGCCCAGCUAUCUCCACGGAGGUCCCAAUACCUUCUGCCAACACAACAGAUUCCGCCCUACAGCCCGAAGUUUUCGAUAAUGCAGGAAAUUCUACAGAAGACACGCCACCUUUUGGGAAUGUCCUGGGUUCUGUACCAGAAGCUGAAGUGUUUGACAAUCUUGCCAAUGCUACAGAGACCACAACACCUCUAGCGAACAUCACGGCUUCCACACCAGAACCCGAAGCAUUCGAUACUCAGGCUAAUUCUACCGAGACCAUCCUGCUUCCUGCGAGCACAGCAUCGUUGCCAGAAUCUGAGGUGCUGGAUGAUACAGGCAACUCUACUGAAACCACAGUUUCUGUUGUAAACGGCAUGGAUCUCUUGCCGGAAUCUGAAGCAUCUGAUUCUCAGGCAAACUCUACCGAAAGCACGGUACCUGUGGUAGAUUCGACGAUGCCAGAACCUGAGGUAUUCGACAAUACAGACACUUCUACUGAAACCACAGUACCUGUUGUAGAAGCCACAACUUUGGUACCAGGAACUGAAGCAUUUGAUUCUCAGGCCAAUUCCACUGAGAGCAUAGCACCUGUCGUUGAUACCACGAUUCCCGAACCUGUGUUCGAUAAUCCAGGUGGCCCUACGGACAACAUAGCACCUGUUCUUGAUACUACGGUCCCGGAGCCUGAAGUUGUCGAUAAUUUAAGUACUUCGACCGAGAGUACAGUACCUUCUGUGGACACCGCAACCGUGCCAGAACUUGAGGUCUUUGGUAAUCCUGGCAGUCCCACCGAAGAUAACACACCCUCUGAGAGCACCACUUCUUCUGUCCAAGAACCUGGAACGACUGACGAUGCAGUAACGCAGACAGAGGACACAGUAGUAGACGGCAGCCCCGAUGGGGAAAUGAACAGUACCGAUGGCCUGGAUUCAUCUAUUGCUAAACGAUCCAUCUUUAAUCCAUCUGCAAAAGCCAAUGUUGCGGUGUAUUAUGGUCAGACCCCUGCCACGGCUCAAUAUGACCUGCUAUCGCAGUGUUCUCAAUCUUCGAUAGAUAUAAUUGUGUUAGCAUUUAUAACGGGCAAAACAGCCGGUAACAAGCCAACUUAUGACUUUGGUCUUGGAUGUAGCGACACUGUCCCUUCGGCUUGCACAAAACUAGCAGCGGACAUCAACAAAUGUCAACGUGCAUAUGGAAAGAAGAUCCUCAUUGCAAUCGGUGGUGCAACAGGCAGGGUGACUUUCUCAAACGACGCAGAAGCGAGAGCAUUCGGUAACGCAGUAUGGGAUACUUUCGGUACAGUUUCAGCAAAGAAGGUGGGGAGACCUUUCGGAAAUGUUGUCGUUGACGGUUUUGACUUCGACAACGAAACUGGAAACCCAACAUCUUACCUCACACUUUCCAACACACUAAGAUCGCGCUUCCCUCGGUCUUCCGCUUCCGCGAAGCGAUUUUACCUGAGCGCCGGCCCUCAAUGCCCCUACCCUGACGCUUCGAACCCGAUGGACAUGUUACUCACGCUCGAUUUCGUGUUUGUGCAAUUCUACAACAAUCCAUCUUGCGAGAUUGGCAGCGCUGGAUUUCAGGACAGUUUGAAGACUUGGAGUCUCGCUCUGAGCCGAAAUGGAAGGGUUAGGGGACCGAGGGUGAUGAUUGGUGCACCCUCGUGGCCGCCUGCUGGGCCGACGGCGUAUAAUAAUGGUAUCAAGAGUGCUAAGGGCAUUAAUGCUAUCGUGGCGAGCACGAAAGGGAAAUAUGCGAAUUUGGGAGGGCUUAUGUUUUGGGAUGGACCGGAAGGGACUGCUAAUGUUGAGGGUGGAAGAAGCAUUCUGGGAUGGGCAAAGAAUGCUUUAUUGCGUUGA
Messenger RNA from Glarea lozoyensis ATCC 20868, 2844 nucleotides. RefSeq names its product (Trans)glycosidase. Gene Ontology annotation, cellular component: extracellular region. Bases 1 to 2844 code for a protein of 947 amino acids. Gene Ontology annotation, biological process: carbohydrate metabolic process. The transcript is spliced from 5 exons. The record is from RefSeq and is a predicted model, not a curated record. Lineage: Eukaryota; Fungi; Ascomycota; Leotiomycetes; Helotiales; Helotiaceae. Gene Ontology annotation, molecular function: chitinase activity.